UUGAAAUUCAUCCGCCGACUUUUGACGCGAGUUCUCUUCCAUUCCUUACGUUUCUCGGACUUUCUCUCUUAUCUGCACAAGAGAAUAAUUCGUAGCUGCAGUUGCAAGCAUAUUCUGUGGUUAUUGCUUUAGAUCAUGGCGGAUAAUCCUAAAUCUACCGUAUAUAUUGGAAACCUGGAUGAGAGAGUUAGUGAUAGGGUGUUGUAUGACAUUCUAAUUCAGGCAGGUCGGGUAGUAGACUUAUAUAUCCCCCGAGACAGGGAGACUGAUAAACCAAAAGGGUAUGCUUUUGCGGAAUAUGAAUCGGAUGAGGUAGCUGAGUAUGCUGUCAAGCUUUUCUCUGGUCUUGUAACUCUUUACAAAAGGACAUUGAAGUUUGCGAUUUCCGGACAAGACAGACCCUCUGCUUCCCUUUCAACCCCACCAGCAAAUGUUUCUUCUGCCAAACCAAGGCAGCACCACAAGAAUACAGAACCUUACUCACAUUCUCCGAGGUUAUUUGCAUCAUGUCAGUUUUCAGAGCGUAAGACUACUUAUCCAGAAGUUCUCCCUGAUAUAUCUAUGCACCGAUCUAGUGGGUAUAGAUCAUACCAUGACAGCACCGAAUAUGAUUACAGUCGAAGAGUGUUUGGUUCAGUAUUGGAUAGUGUUAGUCGUGGUAGCUCGAGACGUUAUGAUGUGCGUGAUUCAUUGAAUCGUGAUCGGUAUUACUGAUUAUAUAUUUUGAAUUGAUAGAGACUAACUCUGGUAGUUAGUCUAUGUCUAACUAUAAAGUGAUGUAGCACUUGACCCAGUAGGGAGAUGACUCCUCUGUACAAUUAUUUAAUUCCAUCCUUCAUCUGCGGUUCAUAUGUCCCGAAUGGUGAACAUGCUUGUUAAUUUGUACUUCAGUUAUGUUGUGAACUUGAAACAUGUGUGAAGUUCAUCGCGCCACGCAUGAUAGUUGGUGUAAUCUCGUUCGUAGUUUGCUUGGUAUUAUUGUAUGAAGUGUUCUUGUCUCUUAA
This is a messenger RNA of Salvia splendens (bonfire salvia), 1004 nucleotides long. Its product is annotated as spliceosome-associated protein 49. Gene Ontology annotation, molecular function: RNA binding. Bases 136 to 714 code for a protein of 192 amino acids. The transcript is spliced from 4 exons. The record is from RefSeq and is a predicted model, not a curated record. NCBI's taxonomy places the organism in Eukaryota, Viridiplantae, Streptophyta, Magnoliopsida, Lamiales, Lamiaceae.